Messenger RNA from Miscanthus lutarioriparius, 1881 nucleotides. The record is from the annotation of a GenBank genome assembly. Lineage: Eukaryota; Viridiplantae; Streptophyta; Magnoliopsida; Poales; Poaceae.
AUGAUGCUGGCGCGGGCGCCCACUGCUCUGCUGCCGCUCGGUCUGGCAGCCGACGGCCCCAGCCGGGCUGCUCAUGGAUUUUUGUCCACGCCGUGGACUGCCUGCCGCCGGCGCUGGAUUUGGAGGCCUGCUCCCGUUACUCAAACCCUAACCCCUAAGCGCCGGGGCGGCGAUGGAGGAGCGGAUGCCGCUAAAGCGUUCAUGGUCGGCAGCGAGGACUUCUUCUCGUCUCUGGCCGCGCUGGGCGGCCUUGCUCCUCCACACCAAGUGCCGCCCUUGAGACGGACAGACGCCAUGACUCCUCGGGUCACCACUCAGCUCCUCCACGCCUCCAUACAGGAGUCCAGGAUUCCGCAGUCUCCAUUCAAGAACUCAUCUGCUGCUCCAUCGAGAAACACGCGAGCAGUGGAGGUCCGGCGGAAGGCAGGUGACACUGGAUCUGGAGAAGACAGGAUCCACGCUGGAGGUGAAGGGCCCGACCUAUGGGUAGGGGUUAAUUCUUGGGAUGCUUCGGUAAAGAAAGAAUUUACAUUAAGGGCAGCCUACCUUUGGUCUGUACAUGACUUCAUGGCAUAUGGUGACUUUGCUGGAUGGAGCACACAUGGUAGAUUGUCAUGCCCAUAUGGAUAUGGGUGCAAAGGUUUUACACUACGUAAUGGUCAUAAGGCUUGCUGGUUUGAUUGCCACAGGAAGUUCCUGCCUGUUGAUCAUGAAUUUAGACAACAAGCAAAUGCAUUCCGUAAGAACACUAGGGUUUCUGAGGAGCCUCCUAGUAUCUUAACAGGAGAGGAAAUGCAACACCAUUUGGAUAGAUUUGUAGCUACAUGUGACCUUGAAAUUUUUAAAUGCUCGGGUCGAUGCAUUAGUCCAAGGGGUAUCCGUGACCUCUCAAAUGAGGAAUACAAGGUUGCUUUCCUGUACAUAUUAACAAACAUGCCUGAGAUGGAAGAUUUCUUCAUACAAUUUGAGAAGGAGCAGUGGAAGAGCCGUCUUCCUCCCACAGAACAGCAACUUCGUGAUUUAAGGUUAAAUGGUUGGAAACAUGGCCAUGGCAUGGAAUCGGGGCCAAAUUUUUUUGAAUGGUUCAAAAGAAAAUGCCAAAAAUCAGCUAGCAUUCACAAUGUGCUGUGCCAAAUGUCUUAUGGUUUCCGCACUCAAGUUACCUCAUAUGGGUGUUAUGAUAUCAAUGGAUAUAGAUUUCGCUCUGAGAAAUAUGAGAAAGGAAGACCAGGGCUAACAACCAUUAAUACUGGUGUUUGUGUUACUUCAUAUGAUGAAUCUGAUAACGCUCUUGAGUAUUAUGGUGUCAUAGAAGAUAUCAUAAAGAUAAAAUGGGAGGGUAGUAUUAAACUAGAGUUGGUUUUGUUUUAUUGCCGCUGGUUUGAUCCAACACCUAAUGGAUUGAGGCGCACAGAAGACCUAGGGUUGGUAGAGAUCAAGCAUGCAGCAAGAUUAAAAAGUUUUGACCCAUUUGUGAUGGCUAGUCAAGUUACUCAAGUUUACUAUCUGUCAUACCCAUGCAAGAAGAAGGAGUUGUUACCAUGGUGGGUUGUGUAUCAGGUUGCUCCACAUGGAUGUGUACCCCGAAAUACCAAUAAUACCGAGUCAAUGAGUUAUGAAGAGACAAUACAUGAUGUCUAUCAAGAGGAAGGAUUGGAUGGUACCUUUGUUAUUGAUUUGGGGGAUGCAUUGGACACCAUAAUCUCAUUGGGCUCUGACGAGAUAACUGACCCAAAAGACUUGGAAACAAUAGAGAAGGCUGCUGUUCAAGAUGAAGGAUAUGAUGAAGAAGAUAUUGAGGAAGAGUAUGAAAGCACAGAAGAAGAGGAGGAACCAAUGGAUGAAGAGGCUGAGGAGACUUAUGAUCCAAAUGAUUUCUGA